CCUCCCGCUGCCGCCGGCGGCCCGGCGGGUGGGUGCGAGGUCGGGGCUGCCGGGCACCCCGCCCCUCCCCGGCUGGGCCGUCAUUCGGCUGCCGGUUGAUUACAGGGUAUUGAUUUGUAUGUGCUUCUCCCGGCGCCGGCCGCUCCCGCUGGUGCUGCUGGAGUUCGGGCAGCGCUUCUCGUAGCGGCGGCGGCAGCUCCCACCAAACAUGUCGGCUCCCGCCGGGCCCCGGAGCGGCCCCGCCGCUCCUCAGCCUCCUCCGGCCCCGCAGCCCGAGAUGCCGGACCUCAGCCACCUCACGGAGGAAGAGCGGAAGAUCAUCCUGGCCGUCAUGGACCGCCAGAAGAAGGAAGAGGAGAAGGAGCAAUCCGUGCUCAAGGUCAAAGAGGAGCAAAAACCACAGCCGACACAGUGGUUUCCCUUUAGUGGGAUCACUGAGCUGGUAAAUAACGUUCUUCAACCACAGCAAAAACAGCAAAAUGAAAAGGAGCCCCAGACAAAAUUACAUCAGCAGUUUGAGAUGUAUAAGGAGCAAGUGAAGAAGAUGGGUGAAGAAUCACAGCAGCACCAGGAGCAGAAGGGUGAUGCCCCAACCUGUGGCAUCUGCCACAAAACAAAGUUUGCUGAUGGCUGUGGCCAUAACUGUUCGUAUUGCCAAACUAAAUUCUGUGCGCGCUGCGGAGGAAGAGUGUCUCUGCGGUCAAAUAAGGAGGACAAAGUGGUAAUGUGGGUAUGUAACUUGUGCCGAAAACAACAAGAAAUCCUCACAAAAUCAGGAGCCUGGUUCUAUAACAGUGGAUCACACGCACCACAGCAGCCAGACCAAGAAGGAAUUAGAGCUCUGAGGAACGAGGAAGCACCUCAAGAGAAAAAAGCAAAACUGCAGGAGCAUCCGCAAUACCAGGGACCACCAGGUGACAUAUCCACACAAGCUUUGGACAAAAACAGAUCUCAAGGGCUCACAAGACAAGACUCCAUUAAGAAUGGUUCAACAGUAAAGCAUCAAGUACCAAGUGACACAUCAGACAGGAAAAGAAGCCCUUCAAUAUCAAGAGAACAGAGCAGAAGAUACGACCAAAGGGACGAGCGAGACGAAUAUUCACAGUAUGCUACAUCAGACAGUGCGAUGCCCAGGUCACCAUCAGAUUAUUCAGAUAGGCGGUCACAGCGUGGGCCUCAGUUAUAUGAAGAACCUGAACUGGGUGAUUAUAGAGAUUCCAACAGAAGGAGCCGCAGGCGUUCCAAGGAGUAUCCGGUAGAAGAAGAAGAUGCACAAAGCAGGGAAGAAUAUGAAAGGCAAAGGAGGGAAGAGGAAUACCAGGCACGAUACCGAAGUGAUCCUAAUUUGGCUCGUUAUCCAGUCAAGCCACAGCCAUAUGAGGAGCAAAUGCGUAUCCACGCCGAAGUGUCCCGAGCACGUCAUGAGCGGAGACAUAGCGAUGUCUCACUGGCAAAUACAGAGUUGGAAGAUUCUCGGAUGUCCAUGCUCAGGAUGGAACGGCCAUCAAGACAAAGAUCAGUGUCUGAGCGCAGGGCUGCUAUGGAAAAUCAACGUUCAUACUCUAUGGAAAGAACUCGAGAGGCUCAGGGACCAAGUCCCAAUCGUCAGAGGACCACAAAUCAUAGCCCUCCUACACCUAGGAGGAGUCCAAUUCCUCUGGAAAGACCAGACAUGAGGCGCUCUGAUUCUUUAAGGAAACAGCACCAUUUGGAUCCCAGUUCUGCUGUCCGGAAAACAAAACGUGAAAAGAUGGAGACCAUGUUACGGAAUGAUUCACUUAGCUCAGACCAGUCUGAAUCUGUCAGACCUCCACCACCAAAGCCCCAUAAAACGAAAAAAGGAGGUAAAAUGCGCCAGGUUUCAUUAAGUAGCUCAGAAGAAGAAUUGGCAUCCACUCCAGAAUAUACAAGUUGUGAUGAUGUAGAGAUUGAAAGUGAAAGUGUUAGUGAAAAAGGGGACAGUCAAAGGGGAAAAAGAAAAACUAGUGAGCAGGCAGUUUUGUCGGAUUCUAACGCCUUAUCCGAGAGGCAAAAGAAAAUGGUGUGCUUUGGUGGCCACUCUUUGGAAGAGGAUUUGGAAUGGUCUGAGCCUCAGAUAAAAGACUCUGGGGUAGAUACGUGUAGUAGCACAACUCUAAAUGAGGAACAUAGCCAUAGUGAGAAGCAUCCAGUAACUUGGCAACCAUCCAAAGAUGGAGAUCGGCUCAUUGGUCGGAUUUUGUUAAAUAAACGACUAAAAGAUGGAAGUGUGCCUAGGGAUUCAGGAGCAAUGCUUGGAUUGAAGGUAGUAGGAGGAAAGAUGACUGAAUCAGGUCGGCUCUGCGCGUUUAUCACCAAAGUUAAAAAAGGAAGCUUAGCUGAUACGGUUGGGCAUCUUAGACCAGGUGAUGAAGUAUUAGAAUGGAAUGGAAGGAUACUACAAGGAGCUACCUUUGAGGAGGUGUAUAAUAUCAUUUUAGAAUCCAAACCUGAGCCACAAGUAGAGCUUGUAGUUUCAAGACCAAUAGGGGACAUUCCCAGAAUACCUGACAGCACACAUGCACAGCUGGAGUCCAGUUCUAGUUCAUUUGAAUCUCAAAAAAUGGACCGACCUUCUAUUUCAGUGACUUCUCCUAUGAGUCCUGGCAUGUUAAGGGAUGUUCCACAGUUCUUGUCUGGACAACUUUCAAGCCAAAGCCUUAGUAGAAGAACAACGCCUUUUGUUCCUAGGGUUCAGAUAAAGCUGUGGUAUGACAAGGUUGGUCAUCAAUUAAUAGUGACCAUACUGGGAGCAAAGGAUCUUCCUUCAAGGGAAGAUGGGAGGCCAAGGAAUCCUUAUGUUAAAAUUUACUUUCUUCCAGACAGAAGUGAUAAAAAUAAAAGAAGAACAAAAACAGUAAAGAAAACAUUGGAACCUAAGUGGAAUCAGACAUUUAUUUAUUCUCCAGUUCAUCGGAGAGAGUUUAGAGAACGAAUGUUAGAAAUCACUCUCUGGGACCAAGCACGAGUUCGAGAGGAAGAAAGUGAAUUUUUAGGAGAGAUUCUUAUUGAGUUAGAGACAGCAUUACUAGAUGAUGAACCUCACUGGUACAAACUUCAAACACAUGAUGUCUCUUCAUUGCCACUUCCCCAUCCCUCACCAUAUUUGCCACGCAGACAGCUCCAUGGCGAGAGUCCCACACGGAGGUUACAAAAUAAAGGCUUAUAUUCAUAUAAUUCAGGAUCCAAAAGAAUCAGUGACAGUGAAGUCUCUGAUUAUGACUGUGAUGAUGGAAUUGGUGUUGUUUCAGACUACCGUCAUAAUGGGAGAGAUCUUCAAAGUUCAACACUAUCAGUGCCAGAGCAAGUAAUGUCAUCUAAUCAUUGUUCUCGAUCAGGGUCCCCUCACCGUGGAGAUAGUAUAGGACGGACUAGAUCGUGGUCUCCCAGUGUCCCUCCCCCACAAAGUCGGAAUGUGGAUCAGGGCCUGCGAGGGACGCGCUCGACCGCUGCGCAUUACAACACGCUGAACCGCAUGGACAGGCACCGUGUGAUGGACGACCACUACUCCCCCGACAGAGAGAGGAAUUGUGAAGCAGCAGAUAGACAGCCAUAUCAAAGAUCCCGAUCAACAGAGCAACGUCCUGUGCUAGAGCGGACCAACUCCCGCUCCCGAUCCACAGAGCGUCCUGACUCAAACCUCAUCAGGUCGAUGCCUUCAUUAAUGACUGGAAGAUCUGCCCCUCCUUCACCUGCCUUACCGAGGUCACAUCCUCGAACUGGGUCUGUCCAGACAAGUCCAUCAAGUACUCCAGUAGUAGGGCGAAGGGGCAGGCAGUUACCACAGCUCCCACCAAAGGGGACGUUGGAGAGAAACAAUGGAGACAAGGAGCUAGAAUCUUAUGAAGAAGAAGCGGAAUCAUCAAGGAGAACAAACUCAGAAGAAAAGAAAACAGAUCCAGAGAAUGGGGAUACAGGUGCAAUGGACGUAGAAGAAAGGAAUCGCCAAAUGAAAAUGAGCAAGUACAAACAGGUAGCAGGAUCAGAUUCCAGGCUGGAACAAGAUUAUCAUUCUAAGUACCGGCCGGGGCGGGAUCCUCACCGAGGCUCAGACAAUGUGUCCAACAAGUCUUCGGACAGCGAUGUCAGCGAUGUCUCGGCCGUGUCCCGCACCAGCAGUGCGUCCCGUUUCAGCAGCACGAGCUACAUGUCGGUGCAGUCAGAGCGCCCAAGGGGAAACAAGAAAAUAAGGUGA
Molecule: messenger RNA, 4213 nt
Organism: Catharus ustulatus (Swainson's thrush)
Lineage: Eukaryota; Metazoa; Chordata; Aves; Passeriformes; Turdidae
Gene: RIMS2
Product: regulating synaptic membrane exocytosis 2
Exons: 28
Coding region: 209-4213 (1334 amino acids)
Biological process (GO): positive regulation of synaptic transmission; regulation of synaptic plasticity; intracellular protein transport
Cellular component (GO): cytoskeleton of presynaptic active zone; presynaptic membrane
Molecular function (GO): transmembrane transporter binding; small GTPase binding
Source: RefSeq, a predicted model, not a curated record